Molecule: messenger RNA, 4578 nt
Organism: Pangasianodon hypophthalmus (striped catfish)
Lineage: Eukaryota; Metazoa; Chordata; Actinopteri; Siluriformes; Pangasiidae
Gene: fbxo31
Product: F-box protein 31
Exons: 10
Coding region: 151-1872 (573 amino acids)
Molecular function (GO): protein binding
Source: RefSeq, a predicted model, not a curated record
GCCUGACGGAAUACAGCUGGGAAAGGAAACAGGUCGGCAGGAAUCGUCGGUAAGGAGAGCGAGUGGAAGGGGAAAGCGGAGUAAGCGGUCGCUCGGACAGCUGAUGUAAUGUAAUGUAAAGUAAUGGUGGACGGUUGGCGUUGAGCUCAGAUGGCGGUGUGUGCCAGGCUAUGUGGGGUGGGCCAGUCGCGGCGGUGCAGGCGGAGACAGAGACACGGCCAGCGCGACCAGGAGAGCGACUCUGAGGUGGACAUGGACGAAGAAGAGGAGGAGGAGAAGAUCGUAGGUAAAAGCAAAGCGCGUGCCCUCAGCGGUUGUCCUAAAGGCCGUGGCGCUGUGAGCGACGACGCCUCGGCCAGUCGCAGUGCCGCGGGUUCGGAGGAUGAAGAAGACACGGCCUGGGCUGCAGCGGCGCCUCCUCAGCCGCGAUCUCUACUGGAUUUACCGCCCGAGCUUCUGGUAGAGAUCUUCUCGUCGCUGCCCGGCACGGCGCUGCCCAGCCUGGCCCUGGUGUGCAAGAAAUUCAGACAGAUCCUCAGCACUGAGACUAUAUGGAGAAGACGCUGUGCAGAGGAGUUUGGCAUGAAAGAUGACCUGAGGAAGAUGGAGGUGGUGGGGGUGUCCAGCCGGGAGCUUUAUGUCAAACGUGUGAACCCUAGGGUGAAGUCGGGGCGUUUUAUGAAGCUCCUGCCCGAUUAUGAGCACAUGGACUACCGGGACGUGUACACACGCUUGCUCCAUCCAUACAGAUACAUUUUGGGUCUCUGGCAGCCAGACAUAGGCCCCUACGGAGGUCUGCUAAAUGUAGUGGUGGAUGGAUUGUUUAUCAUUGGCUGGAUGUAUCUGCCACCCCAUGAUCCACGUGUGGAGGAUCCCAUGCGGCGGCGUCCUCUUUUUCGCAUCCACCUGUGGGAGCGUAACAAAGCCACUGUGGAAUGCAUGUAUGGCCACAAGGGGCCUCACAAAGGGGACAUUCAGACAGUAAAAAAAGAUGAGUUCUCUACCAAGUGCAACCAAACAGAUCACCAUCGAAUGCCAGGGGGAAGACAAGAGGAGUUCCGUACAUGGUUGGAGGAGGAAUGGGGACGGACCUUAGAGGAUAUAUUUCACGAACACAUGCAGGAGUUGAUUCUUAUGAAAUUUAUCUACACCAGCCAAUAUGAUAAUUGCCUGACGUAUCGGCGGAUCUACUUGCCCCCGUGCCUCCCUUCAGACCUGCUACAGCCGGGCCUCUUUAAAGGUACAUACGGCAGCCACGGCCUGGAGAUCAUUAUGCUGAGCUUCCACGGCUCUCGGGCCAAAGCCACCAAACUUACAGGUGACCCUAAUGUACCAGCAGGUCAGCUGACCUUAGACAUAGACCUGAGUCGGCCAGUGGAGCUGCCUGACUUGGAGCACCAGCGAAAUAUCGAGGAGCUUUCUCGCUUGGUGAUGGGGGUACAUGAAGAGAUUCAGAGGGGUGCCCCGGGCAUAGUUGCCCCAACAGUGGGUACUUCAGGGGCAGAGGGCUCUGAUGCUGCCUCUGGCUCUGGGGCUGAGGAUGCAGGGAGUGCUGGAGCUUCUAGCAGUCAGAGUGAACCUCAGCCCUUUGUCCUGCCUUUAGGGGUCAUGGCCCGCAAUGAGGUAUACCCACGAUCAUGCAAGAUAUGUUUUUAUGGAACAGGUCUGAUAGCAGGUCAUGGCUUCACAAGUCCGGAGCGCACCCCUGGCCUGUUUGUCCUUUUUGACGAUGACCGCUUCGGGUUCAUCUGGCUGGAGCUGAAGUCUUUCAGCCUGUACAGCCGCUUGACAGACGAGCUGGAACAUGCUCAGGCUCCCAGCAUGGAGCGCUUUGAGGCCAUGCUUCGCAACAUGCAGUCCUGGACAUCCUGAUAGGCAGCCUUUUCAGCCUUGCUCCUUAUAUUUCACACAUACUAAAAAGAAUUGGCAUUUCCAGACCUGCAGGACCACGUCUCUAAUUUGCCUGGCUCGACUUGUGCACUAAUAAUCAAUCCACUGAUGUGUCAAGCUAGGUGUGAUACAUAAAAGUGUGUAGUGCCGUGGUCUUUCAGGAUUGGAACUGCCCGUUCCUGUGCUAUAUGCUCUAAAAUCCGGAUUACAUUCUCAGCCCCUCACAUCUCCACACAACCUGAAGAAACCUCCCAGUAAUCUCAUACAUGCACAAGAAAAACCCGCCACACAGGUAUGCUUGCAGCUGCAAGUUCAUAUAGGUUGUAUUAUACACUGAUGCUUUCUUAUCAGCUUUUUAAUUAAUUUAUUUUUGUAACCUGGAGAUGAUGAAGAUGAGGAUACAUUUCACCCAUAUACUCAAGAACAAACUGAGUGUGCCUCUGUAUCAUUAUCAUUUUUUUUAUCCCAAAACUAGUCUUAGAAAAUUGUAGCUUCCUGUAUUGUUGAAGUGAUUUAAGAUAAAAGUGAAUUUAACUUAUAAUAAUCUGUCUCCACAAGAAUGGGUUUUUAGCUGUUUGGUUGGUGGUAACUUUUUAAUUGUGGUAAUAUAAUGUCUAUUAUUGUCUGAUUUUAUUCUUUUGAAAGUCUGCACUGCUGUUUCUAUUGCUUUUCUUUAGGUCAGCCUUGCCCAUGGUGAUGAUUUAUUUAUUUUUUUUCAUUGGUUCUAUUUGAGCAAUUUUAACAAAUAACUACCAUAGCCUGUGGUACAUAUUUAAGGCAUAUUUAAGCCAAAUUUUCAAAUUUACAUCAUUUUCAGUUAUCCCUAUUUGUAACUGAUCAGCCUAAAUGGACUUAGUGUCUCGCAUUUGCUUUUUUAGUUUUGCAUUACAGCAAAGAGUCUAAUUUAGCCAACAAGUAAUGGGAGCAUAUUUCACCCAAAUUCUUUUAUGAAAUGCCCUCAAACAGUAAGUAGGCCAGUGUGUACUUAUGACUUAAGUACACAUGAUGUAAUUUAUUUUAUAAAAACAAAAACACUGUGAUGUUACGGGGUCAACAAUCUUGGACAAUCAGUAGGUUUUUCUUUAGUGUAAUUGUUUCUAUCAUUUUGCCCCAAAGUUGGAAAGUUCUACUGGAUAUAUAUAUAUAUAUAUAUAUAUAUAUAUAUAUAUAUAUAUAUAUAUAUAUAUAUAUAUAUAUAUAUAUAUAUAUAAGUAAGAUUCUACUUAAAAAUAAUUUCCUAAUGCAAAGACUCUUUAUUUAAACAUGAUAUUAUGCAGAUUAACAAUGUCAUUUAAGCAAGUAUAUGGAGAUUUGGGCAUGUGCUGUAUUUAUAGAACAAGAUAGAUUUCCAUUACUUAUUUAGCUCCAUUAGCCUUGCAGCUCCAAUGCAAAGCAGAAAACGUUGGACAUGAAACAUAUUUUGGCUGAUGAGCUACUUUUUUGGUAGAUGGAACUUUGUUUAAAUUUUACUUCUUGUUGGAAUAUUUAUUUAUUUCAUGGUUAGUAUAUGAAGUUUGUGCUGGUUUCAUAAAUCCAACAGCAUUUUAGUUCAUCAGACUAAAGUAAGUGAUAAACCCAUCUUGCUUCUGAAAGCAGACAGCUAGGUUUUAUGGUUUGCCCAGUUAUGUUUUCUAUUUGGCACCUCUAAAGUAAACAGUUAACCUGGGUAAUGUAAUUAGAAAAUCUAAGCAGCUAUCAUAUGAAAAUAUAUUGUGAAGAAUGUGCAUGCACUAAUGUAGUAAUGCAUUUCUCUAAAGUGGGUGAAUUCACUCAGUUGGCAAAUUGAGGGUAUUUCUUUUGUUUUAUUGCUUUGUAUCUCAGGUGCCACACCUAAGUAUGUAUUCCCUUGAAUAAUAUGCUUAAAAUACAUAAAAAUAUCAUACUAAUUUAAAUCAUAUAUUGCAAGUAGUGAAUGUUCUAAUUGUACUCUUCUCAAAUUAGCUUUUGUCGACCAGGAAAAAAAUGUAUUGUUGAAAUUGUAUAAUGGUAAAUGUGCGUUGGCUGACUGGCAGCUUGGGCCUGCCUUAGUUUCCACUGAUCAAAAACUCAGCCCUUGUCCUGCCUUCAGCAGAUUCACUGGAACGAUCCAGAGAUUGAUGGUGCUCUGAGUGACCGGUGCCACUUUUCCACAUCUAGUCAAAAGAUUUGUUGGGUGUCUUCAAUAACAUCUAUAUUGGCAUGCUUUCCCAACGUUAUAUACUGGAGCAUGGAAUAUGAGUUACUUUAAUCUCCAAGGCCUUUUUCCUCAAGCAGACCAACAGAUAUUACAAAUGCUUCCUUGUGUUUUGAUAAGGUUCAAUCACAAAGCUGUGCAGCAACUCCCCUAAAAGUGCUCUUUCCUAGACAGCAUAGGCAUUGACUACAGACUAGAUAUCUGUGUGUACUUUUGUAUUCAACUGCAGCUUUGCGAAAACUAACCAUUAUAAUAUAAAAGAAAUUAUAUGUGAAGUGGAUGAAAGUAUUUAAUUAAUAUAUUUCAGCUUUGUUUAUGGGUCAUUGUGCACAUAACUGCAUAUGUUAAGCAUACCGCCUGUUUGUUGUGUGACUGCUGCAACUGUUUCAAGUCGAAUAUAUUCAUCAAUUUGAUUUUCUGAGAAACAAAUGUCUAAUGUACACACCAUCACAUGACUUCAGGGAGCUUUGAAGCUUACAUGUUCAUCUCUUCCCAAUAAAUUAAAGUAAAAUGUC